Molecule: messenger RNA, 1278 nt
Organism: Raphanus sativus (radish)
Lineage: Eukaryota; Viridiplantae; Streptophyta; Magnoliopsida; Brassicales; Brassicaceae
Exons: 2
Coding region: 35-1189 (384 amino acids)
Molecular function (GO): toxin activity
Source: RefSeq, a predicted model, not a curated record
UAAAAUUAAAUAUCUACCAACAGCAUAACCAAAAAUGUAUGUUACAAGGCGUUUGUCGGAAUAUCAAAAUAACAGAGCGGAGUUGCAGCAGCCAGCGUCGGUAGGUCCAAACUCCGGUGUACUUGUAAUUCAAGAUGAAGAGUCAAGGCCAACGUGUUGCUUUGGGUCUUGCUACGAGUCUCAACUCAAAGGCUUACCGUUUCCACAGAACGCAAAGCUGACUAUGAAAUACACCAUCCAAUUUAUUAAAGACCUGCCCAUGGUUUUCAGCGAUCCUGUCGUUUUCAUUCCGGUUCUUAACCAGCCGUUGUCUUCUAACCGUUACUACGCCAUUAGAAGAAGCGGAAAACACUCAGGAGAAGCUUCUGCUAAUGCGAAAGAGGAAGACAGAGUCCCCUGCUGCUUUUGUUUCACCCGUGUUCCUGAAGCUAAACCACAACAAGCGGAUCCUUUUGACAUAUACCAACAUUUCGAGAUCCAUCAAUCAAAAUCUUGGGAUCGAGGUUACUUUGCAACAUCUGUUGCUUCUGGCGGAAAACCACCAAAGUUCCUUAGGAGAAAGGAUUGGAGCGUUGAGUACUCGACAUCCGAAGACUAUGGUCUGAGAGAUGAUGCAAAAGGGAUUCAAGCUCACCUUCGUUCCGAGCUUCCUAUUGAUCUGAAUACAAACGUUUUGGUAGGUAAAUGGUAUGUACCUUUCAUAUUCGUGAAGGAAGGAAACGUAAAGGUUCAGCUUAAGAGCUCAACUUAUUACAACAUGACUCUUUACCAAAAAUGGGAGGAGGUUUACUCUUGCCAAAAUGCUGACAAAAAAAACCGCGAGGUUGUAGUCAAUGUGGAAGUUGAGCCAGAAGUUGUGAAGCUUGGGGGACAAGGUAUCGAAAAAGAGACAAUAAGGGUCGAUGAAAAUGGGGUUGUUUGGUUUGGGGUUGCAAACGUGAGUGUUGGUUUGAUGUCUGCUGUCACUGAGAGGAUGAAAUGGGAAGAGGAGAGGUUCGGGUGGAAAAGUGAUUCCCAAAGAGCCGUGGUUAAAAGAUCAGACAAAUUUGAUGGAGGCGGUUCAAACUGGAAGAGCUAUAAAUGUUAUGUGUUGGUGGAGAGCUUUGUCUUGAGGAGGAUGGAUGAAAGUGUGGUCUUGACAUUUGAGUUUAAGCAUGCUGAUAAGUCGAAGAGCAAGUGGGAAUUAUGAACGUCUUGUAUUUAAUAUAUUUUGUGUUGGUAUAUGCUUUUUAUUCAGAUUUAUAUGAAUCAAAUAAUAAACAGAUUGUAACAAUGUCA